AUGGAUGCUGAAUUCAAUGGAACAUAUAUAACUCUUGGUGGCUAUGUAGAAUUGGACAAGUACAGAUAUCUUUACUUUGUCAUCUUAUUGACACUCUAUAUUCUCAUCCUGUGCACUAAUUGCACCAUUAUAUGUCUAAUCUGGAUUCACAGGAACCUUCAUGAGCCUAUGUACAUUUUCAUUGCAGCUUUGUCACUCAACUCUGUUUUGUUUAGCACUGCUAUCUACCCCAAACUUUUCAUUGACGUCUUAUCUCAAAAACAGAACAUUUCUCAUUCGGCUUGUAUGUUUCAAUAUUUUAUUUGUUAUUCUUUGGGUAUUUCAGACUUCUUACUGCUGUCAGCCAUGGCUUAUGACAGGUAUGUGUCUAUCUGCAAACCUCUGCAAUACCCAACUAUUAUGGGAAAAAUGACUGUUACUGUCUUCUUGACUUUGGCCUGGUUUCUACCCGCAAGCCAGCUUGGAGUGACAACUGUAAUUAAUUCUAAACAAAAACUCUGCGACUUUACAACGGGAGGAUUUUUUUGUAAUAAUAAAAUUUUUAGGCUCCACUGUGUAAAAUCAACUGUUCUUAAUGUUUAUGGUUUGUUUAUCAUGCUAAAUUUUAUUGUUGUUCCUGUGAUUUUCAUCCUUUUUACCUACAUAAAAAUAUUUAUAAUAACGUAUCGCAAGUGUGUAGAGAUUAGGAGAAAGGCUGCAGAGACCUGUUUACCUCAUCUGAUGGUUUUAAUGUGCUUCUCUUGUUUGAGUGUAUUUGAUAUCAUUACAGCGCGACUGGAGUCAGAUAUUCCAAAAAGUGUACGUUCAGUAAUGACGUUGCUCAUAUUUGUGUAUAAUCCUUUGUUCAAUCCAAUCAUAUAUGGAGUGAAAAUGAAAGAAAUCUCAAAACACAUCAAGAGAUUGUUGUGUCAUCUCGUGACCAAAAGCUUAUGA
Molecule: messenger RNA, 933 nt
Organism: Dunckerocampus dactyliophorus (ringed pipefish)
Lineage: Eukaryota; Metazoa; Chordata; Actinopteri; Syngnathiformes; Syngnathidae
Product: olfactory receptor 11A1-like
Exons: 1
Coding region: 1-933 (310 amino acids)
Biological process (GO): G protein-coupled receptor signaling pathway
Cellular component (GO): membrane
Molecular function (GO): G protein-coupled receptor activity; olfactory receptor activity
Source: RefSeq, a predicted model, not a curated record